AUGCCGCCUCUGUUCCUGCUCUUGCUAUUCUUACGUCGCAAGCAGAUCAGAGUGUCUGCCCUUGGCAUCAUCAUAAGGCACCUUGAUCGUGUUGCGCAUUCGGCAUCGAUAAGCUGGUCCGCACUUAAGAUCAUCACGGUUCGUCUACUCCGCCAUGCGCGCGAACUCUGGCCUGAGUCCAUGCCAUGGAUCGCAUCCUUCUUUGUUACUGAAGCAAGCCGCUUACACGACGAUACGCCUGGAUCCGAUUCUAUGUCACCUCGUAGACUUUCAGACUUAACUCAGUUCUGCAACAAUCUUCUUUUGUUACUAUCCCUGCCGGCAAGUUCUCGACCUGUGGUGGCCGCUGUCCACCAAGAAAAGGCUCAGUUCCAGAUCCUUCAAUACAUGGCCAGUAGGACGCCUGCAAUAGUAGUGACACGUCUCGGCUUCCGAUCCGUAACGCGCAAUCAGCUUGCUCAUGCCAAGACACCUCAAGAAAGAGAAUGGGCUGAGCUCAAAGGGCCUGCCUGGCCUCCAUGGAAGGAGAAUCGUACAGCAAUGGAUGAAGAUAAAGGCUACGAGUUUGGUGCUUCACGAGCUUCCCGGCUCUUGCACCGUAUGUACGAAGCCGGAUAUAGCGGUCGACUGUGGGAAGAUAUAGCACAAGUAUAUGCUGGUUGGGACACAGACUCUAGUCCAACAAUACAGACUCGAACGUCUUUACCACAUUUCUCCUCGCAACACAACGACGCUAAACAACUUCGUCCUCUACUCUGGGCUGGCCGCAUACGAGCGACACGUACGCGUAGGGAAGCCUGGGCAUGCUUCCUUUCACAAGAGCUAUCUGGACAACCUGCUCAUCCCGCGAUAUAUCUCGCAAUGUUUGAAAAGUUGUGUCAUGCUACAGCAGAAAGGUCGACACGCCCAGAGUUCUCAUCUGAUGCAGACGGCACUCCAGAAGAAGACAAUUCCUAUUUGUUACCUGGAGAUAUGAAAGAAGUCUUACCAGACCCGCUGUCUACGUUACACUACGUAUACCUUAGUGAACCUAUUCCCGGGUACCGAGAGCUACUUCGACGGAUGCAGACCAAACAGGUCAAGCCUAAAAAUCGCCUACUUGCCUUUCUCUUGGAGACGUGUCCCGAUUUCGAUAUGGGUCUAGAUCUACUGGCCAUGGCUAAGAACAGCUUCAAGGGCGGGAUAGGCCAAAUCCUUGACGGAACCCACAAUCAAGGUAUUACAGACCAGCCGAUCCCGGGUUAUCUCCUCAAGGCGAUCGUUAUAUUCUUAUGUCGCUAUGGCCGCAUCGAACAUUCACUUCCUAGGGAAAUCGAGUUCCUACCCCCGGAACAGCAUGCUCUUCAUCUCAGGUCGAACCGACAAUACUUUGUCGAAUAUGCGUACAUGCUUCUUAGACAUCAUCGACCGGUUUACCGACCGGCUUGGGCUGUCAUCAUAGAGAAGCUGGCACGGCAGAAAGGUUUUAUGCAAAUUGAGAGUGUUGCUCGGUAUAGACUCAUUUGUGACAUCCUUGAGCAGAUGGAACAGAUCGAUCUCGAUGUUGACGACGAAGUUUUCCGUCUAGUCUGUACCGCGACCCUGUAUGCUGCUCAGGCCGUCCACCAAGGCUUCACUUCUAUUGAAGAUACGCGGCAUGUCCUCUCCACUAGUUCCCCUCGCCUUCGAACGCUCUUCAAUACCUUAGUCGGUGCCAAUGCCGACAUGCAAUCACCUACGAGUCUUCAAACUGGUAACGUCGUUCCGCCACAUAUUCCAGGAUCUGCGGAGCUGCAUGCCUAUGUACGAGCACUAGGUAUUCUCCGGGAUUACGAAGGCCUUUACUCCUUCACUACCUGGCUCACCAAACAUCAUGCCGAAGUGACUGCACGCACAGAAGCACAGCGCUCAGGCAGGAGCGUUCUAUUCAGGACACUCGUGGCAUUGCGAUUAGCUGUCGAUGGUGGGGGUUCUGAGUCAGGGAACGACUACACAUCCGGCGCACCAGAAGACAUAGCACUUCUGAUCAAGACACAAAUCGAGAGUGUCGAACAGUGGGGUGGCUGGCCUGCACAGGAAUAUGUCGACAUGUAUAUCAAAGGGCAUCUGAAAUCGGGACAUCCUAGCGUUGGAGGACGCUAA
Alternaria atra is the source of this 2121-nucleotide messenger RNA. RefSeq lists its product as uncharacterized. The record is from RefSeq and is a predicted model, not a curated record. The transcript has a single exon. Lineage: Eukaryota; Fungi; Ascomycota; Dothideomycetes; Pleosporales; Pleosporaceae. Bases 1 to 2121 code for a protein of 706 amino acids.